Messenger RNA from Folsomia candida, 792 nucleotides. RefSeq names its product RCC1 and BTB domain-containing protein 2-like. The record is from RefSeq and is a predicted model, not a curated record. Bases 1 to 792 code for a protein of 263 amino acids. Lineage: Eukaryota; Metazoa; Arthropoda; Collembola; Entomobryomorpha; Isotomidae. The transcript is spliced from 3 exons.
AUGGGCGAUCUAGUCGAAUUGAGUACUUUUAAACUGACCCAGAGAACAAUUCCCCUAAAGGAACUUAGAAAAUGGAAACUUUUCAACACUAUCGGCGACUCCUUCUUGGAAAAUGUUCGUGUCGCCCAUGCCCACAAACAAUUUGGAUUUCUUGUAACUACAGAUGACAAUGUGUGCGCGUUCGGUACCGGCAUUGACGGUUCACUUGGUCUUGGAAGCAUAAAACAAGCUUCAACACCCAUAAAAAUUAACGCCCUAUGUGGACAAACCGUUAAAGAAUUCGUCUUUGGGAAUACUGGAAAUCAAUGUUUCGCGAUAACCGCGGAUGGACGAGUCUUCGGGUGGGGCAUUAAUUCCAACGGCCUAUUGGGGAUUGGAACGGACGACAAAACAAUAUCUACUCCAACACUACUUAAGUUUGAUGAAGGGGUCAAAAUUGCUCAAAUUUCGGUGGGGCUUUGUCAUGCUCUCGCUUUGUCAUUGGAUACAGCAGAGGUUUUUGCAUGGGGGCAUCCGUUAGGCGUGGGAAGUGACAUCGAUUUGAAUAAACCUUGUAAAAUUACCACAAAUUUACAGAACAUUAAAGUGAAACAAAUCUCCUGCGGGGAAUUCACCUCGUUCGUCUUGAGCGAAUCAGAAGAUGUCUACUCGUGGGGAUAUAACAAAGAGGGCCAAUUAGGCAUAGCUAACACCGCAUCUGCAAACGUACCGACUAAAUUAGUUAUUGACAAACUGAUAAAAAAGGUGACCAAAUUAAUAGAUAUUUCUAUACGUUGCAGUAUGGAAUCUUAA